Molecule: messenger RNA, 1122 nt
Organism: Arctia plantaginis
Lineage: Eukaryota; Metazoa; Arthropoda; Insecta; Lepidoptera; Erebidae
Source: the annotation of a GenBank genome assembly
AUGCUCUUCAUAGAACUACAAACUGAUAAAUUUAAAAGAAUGGCAGCAUGCUACGAUUACAUGGCGUACCCAUGGCAUCUUUUGGUGGUGUUGUUUGGUGUCUGUGACAGCGCGCCUCCAGAUAGCCUGCGACUUGUGUGGCUCGCUAACACCACAUUUUCAUGCAACGAUGGAAGCCCCGCAGGGUAUUAUUUCCGACGCGGCAUAAAUAACGACCAUUGGGUUGUGUAUUUGGAGGGUGGCGGAUAUUGCUGGGACACAGUGUCGUGCAAAGCGCGAUGGCGACGUCGGCCUUCGCUCAUGUCAUCUACACGCUGGCCACGAGCCCGGCGUGCGCCGGCGCUACUUUCCGCCGACCCUAGUGCCAACCCACUCUGGCAUGAUUCAAACCACGUAUUGCUACCAUAUUGUUCCAGCGACAUGUGGGCAGGCACAAGAAGCUCACCUCAUCUUGGUACUGGGUUUCAUUUUGCUGGUAGACUUAUCGUGCGCGCUGUGUUAUCGGAUUUAGUUCAUUACGGACUCAAAGGACGGAUGUUGCUAGUAGGUUCAAGUGCGGGAGGUGCGGGUGUCAUGCUUCACGCCGACGCUGCACGACGCGCUUUGCGUUCCCACGAUGUUCGUGUCGCUGCUAUCGCCGAUUCAGCGCAAUUGGCUGCUGAAGGAGUACGCGCACCUCGCACUCGGUCACAGUGGGAUGCAGUACAUCAAACUGGUGCAGCGUUGCGUGUAAGCUUGGCAUCGGUACGCGCGGCCUUUGCACCUGCUUGUUUGGCGCACGGAGCUUUGGCGCGGCCUGAAUGGCUAGCUAUAAACGUGUCGGGUAUAACACUUCCUCGAGCGAUUGCGUGCUGGGAGCAGAGGAUUGGGAGUGGUAGGAGAAAAACGCAAGCUGGAUGCGCUCCUCGAAAACUGAUAGAGAGGUGUACCUGGCCUCAGUGUAAUGGUUCUUGUCCCCGGUUGCGAGAUCCUCGCACGGGUGAAGAGGUGGCGUUGGCAGUGCUUUUACAAAGUUUUGGUUUAGACGUACGUGGCGCAGCAGCCGCUAUGGGACUAGAUGCGCGGCAGCUGUCUCGCAUGAGUCGUGCAGAAUUAUUGCCUCUUCUUGCGCCGCAUCUCUGA